UUGUCUCUGAAACACAGCCUCUCUGUGUGUCACUCUCUCUUCCAGUUUCCUUCCUGUCGGCUGAAAGCUGUUGUUGCUGCCACUCCCUGUAUGCUGCUGGUCUCACCCUGGCAAAGGCUGGCAUCAGUCAGUAACAGCCCCUGAGAUGGCCCGGUCCCACUACCUGGUGUGUUACAUUAGGCGAGCAGCCCACGCUGGCCACCCUGUAACCACACAGUAACACACAGGACUGUGCCUGGCCAUGGCUGGUCUCUGAUCAGUGACAUAGGAGGCUGACAGCACUGUGCCCAAUGGCGUGCAAGUCCAAGGUGGCCCCCAGCGUAGACUUUGACCACAGUUGCUCUGACAGCGUUGAGUACCUGACUCUGAAUUUCGGACCCUUUGAGAGUGUGCACCGCUGGCGGAGGCUGCUGCCCUGCGAUGAGUUUGUGGGAGCCAGACGCAGUAAACAUACAGUGGUAGCUUACAAAGAUGCUAUUUACGUCUUUGGCGGUGACAAUGGGAAGAACAUGUUAAAUGACUUGCUGAGGUUUGAUGUUAAAGACUGCUCCUGGUGCAGGGCUUUUACGACAGGGAGUCCCCCAGCACCACGAUAUCACCAUUCCGCAGUGGUUUAUGGAAGCAGUAUGUUUGUGUUUGGAGGCUACACUGGUGACAUCUAUUCCAAUUCCAAUCUGAAGAACAAGAAUGAUCUCUUUGAGUACAAGUUUGGGACUGGUCUUUGGACGGAAUGGAAAGUAGAAGGAAGAUUGCCAGUGGCUCGCUCAGCGCACGGAGCCACAGUAUACGAUGAUAAGCUCUGGAUCUUUGCUGGAUAUGACGGAAAUGCAAGGUUAAAUGAUAUGUGGACCAUCAGUUUGCAAGACCGGGAGUUAACAUGUUGGGAAGAGAUUGAGCAGAGUGGAGAAAUCCCACCUUCUUGCUGUAACUUCCCAGUGGCUGUCUGUAGGGACAAAAUGUUUGUCUUCUCUGGUCAGAGUGGGGCGAAGAUCACAAACAACUUGUUCCAGUUUGAGUUUGCAGAGAAAGUCUGGAUGCGCAUUCCUACUGAGCACUUACUGCGUGGGUCACCUCCACCGCCCCAGAGGCGUUACGGGCAUACCAUGGUGGCCUUUGACAGACACCUCUAUGUAUUUGGGGGCGCAGCAGACAACACUUUGCCUAAUGAACUACACUGCUAUGACGUGGACUCUCAAUCCUGGGAGGUGAUUCAGCCGAGCCCAGACAGUGAGGACCUUCUGGACACACAAUCGGGUGACAAGGGAGUUGCCAUGAUCCUUUAUCUGCCCAGUGGCCGCCUCUUCCACGCUGCUGCGGUAAUCGAUGAUGCCAUGUACAUAUUUGGUGGGACUGUGGAUAAUAAUGUCAGGAGUGGAGAAAUGUAUCGUUUUCAGUUCUCGUGUUACCCAAAGUGCACUUUACAUGAGGAUUAUGGAAGGCUGUUUGAGAACCAACAGUUCUGUGAUGUGGAGUUUAUUUUGGGAGAAAAAGAGGAGCGAGUACGAGGGCACACAGCGAUCAUCACUGCUCGGUGUAAGUGGCUGCGGAAAAAAAUCACUCAAGCGAGAGAGCGGCAGCGACAAGAAUUAAAACAGGAUCUGGAGGAUGAAGGUCAAAGUACACAGCAAAAGCCAGAGAGUGCAGGUGGCCACCAAAAAGCCAGCAACUCUCAGCCCAUGCAGGAAGUGAUCAUCCGGGACGCAGAAGCUCGGCCAUUUGAGCUGCUCAUGCAGUUCUUAUACACAGACAAGAUAAAGUACCCACGGAAAGGUCACGUCCAAGAUGUUCUCCUCAUCAUGGAUGUAUAUAAACUAGCUUUACACUUUAAGCUCUCUCGUCUGGAGCAGCUUUGUGUUCAGUACAUUGAGGCAUCUGUUGACCUUCAGAAUGUCCUUGUAGUGUGUGAAAACGCUAACAAGCUGCAGCUGGACCAGCUAAAGGAACAUUGCUUGAACUUUGUUGUAAAGGAAUCUCACUUCAACCAGGUGAUAAUGAUGAAAGAGUUUGAGCACUUGUCUUCCUCACUGAUUGUGGAGAUUGUACGCAGGAAGCAGCAGCCUCCUGUCCGGGUGCACUCAGAUCAGCCUGUUGAUAUAGGCACUUCUCUUGUCCAGGAUAUGAAGGCUUGUCUUGAAGGUGCGGGAAGAGAUUUCUGUGACAUCACAUUGUUGCUGGAUGGACACCCAAGACCAGCACACAAGGCUAUCCUAGCUGCUCGCUCCAGCUACUUUGAGGCCAUGUUCCGCUCAUUCAUGCCAGAGGACGGGCAAGUGAAUAUCUCUAUUGGUGAGAUGGUGCCAAGCAAACAGGCCUUUGAGUCACUGCUGCGAUACAUCUACUAUGGGGAGGUCAAUAUGCCCCCGGAAGACUCCCUUUACUUGUUCUCUGCUCCCUAUUAUUAUGGAUUCUUCAGCAACAGACUGCAGGCAUAUUGCCGACAAAACCUGGAGAUGAAUGUGACUGUUGAGAAUGUGCUUCAGAUCUUAGAAGCUGCGGAUAAGACCCAAGCUCUGGAUAUGAAGAAGCACUGCCUUCACAUCAUAGUCCAUCAGUUCACCAAGGUUGCCAAGCUACCCAACCUGAGAUUGCUGAGCCAGCCUCUGCUAAUCAACAUUAUCGAGUCUUUGGCCAGUCAUAUCUCGGACAAGCAGUGCGCGGAGCUGGGCUCAGACAUAUGAGCGGCUGAUGGCUUUCUAGGAUUUAUUCUUGGACACUUUGGAUGUUCCCAGCGAAAUGAUGAAGCAUUCCUUGCCGCUGACAAUGACUAUCCUUCAGGAAACAUGGGACCAUUAUGUUGGAUCUGCCUACUCAAGAGCAGCUGAUUUGAUAUGAUUAAACAAUCAGCAGUGAAUUUUAUGUUAAUAGUGAGAACAUGUACCUUCCACAUUACAGCAGAAACCAGUUUCAUUUCAAAUGCAGAUACAAGGGCCACUACCAUCAUGUUGUGUAUGAAACACUACUUCAGAGGGAGUGUAGCUAAACAUCCAAUGUACAUAACAUGAUACAAUAGCUUACAAUGUUCUUCCUUUUUUGGUGUCUGCCUGGCGUUAGCUGUAGCUUUUCAGUGCUCUCAUUUUUCAUGGUGUUGCAAAUUGCUAAGUAGUGGUUUUUUCUUUGAUUAGAUGAUCAUGUUGUCCUGUAGCUCACAAUCAUGUAAGUUCCACUUAUGCAGUCUUUUAAUGGUUUCAAUUCACAGUAACACCCUAAAGGGCCGUAUUCACGGGCCGAUUUGGGGAGAGAUGUAUGCUGAGCGAACCGCUCAGCACACAUCUCUCCCCCUGCUCAGCACAGCGCGAUGUGUGCUGAACGUGCGGGGGGAGACGGGGGACCACUCAUUUCACCCAGCGGGUGAAGUGAGCGACCUGAUAGAUUGGCCUGCAUGCAGGCCAAUCUAGCACCAGCGAUAGCCCCGCUCAUCGGUAUCGCUGUGAGGGGUACACACGGAGUGAUCGCUGCUUAAAAUCUAAGCAAUCUAGUCAGAUUGCUCAGAUUUUAAGUAGCGAUUGCUCUGUGAGUACCCCCCUUAAGGCUGUGUUCUGCAGAUGCAAUUGUCUGUCCUGCAGCUGUUAUACAAGCUCCCACGAGUCAUCUCUCCACCUUGAUCAUGCAAUUUGCACAACUCCAUUCAAACAGGAUGGCUUAAGGGGGGUACUCACGGAGCGAUAUUCUAAGCAAUCUGACUAGAUUGCUUAGAAUAUCGGCAGGAUCGCUCCGUGUGUAGCCCCCUCGGCGAUAGCGAUGCGCGGCCCCGCACAUCGCUAUCGCUGCUGCUAGAUUGGCCUGCAUGCAGGCCAAUCUAGCGGGUCACUCACUUCACCCGCUGGGUGAAAUGAGCGGCCCCCCGUCUCCCCCCGCACGCUCAGCACAGAUCGCGCUGUGCUGAGCGGCAGGAGAGAUGUGUGCUGAGCGGUUCGCUCAGCACGCAUCUCUCCUUGAUCGGCCCGUGAGUACUGGGCUUUAGAGGUUGAGGUUGGUAAUUUGUCAGAGAGGACCAUAGGACCCAGUACAGCCAAGCACCUGAAGGUAGCAGGAGCUGCUGGGCCCUCUACUGCAUUGUAUAGAACAACAAUCACAGGCAGUGUAGCAGCGAUAUAUGAAAAUGAUCCCCUUAUGGGUAGUGCAAGACAGUGGAAGAACUGUAUUCUCUGAUUCUAAGGGGUCUUAUAUCAAUCAUCCGUUUUGUCUCAGGACUUCUAUCACCUUUAAAAAGAAUGAUUAUUAUUGGCAAAGCUGUUGGUUGAUAAAUAAACCUUUAAAUCUUUCAAAUAGAAUAGCACCAAUCUGACACCAUUGUGCAGGAUACAUCCCUAUAUUUAAAAGCAGAAACUUUUUUUUCCCCAGCUUUUAAAGCUACAUUACAGUACUUGCAGUUAUCAUGGAAGUAGUCUGAUAUGAUGUCCCUUCUGUUUCAUAGAUGACAAUACGAUCGCUUUCUAUUUAUAGACAAAUAAGCUCAGAAACUCCAGAGUAAUUCUGAGAUCUAAUGGUCUCUUUUCUGUUUCGCUAUUAAAAAUUCGAGUGGACCAUUUAUUCUUAAUUUUUUAUACUAAUAUAAAUGUUUAGAAACGAUCUCUAGUGAUAAAGUAGACGUACUAUGGAGAUCUUUGCUUUCAGUUUCUUAUUUUCUUUGUUUAUUUUUUGCCAAUACUAAAUAGUUUAUGGAUUUAAAUCUGUAAUUUCCUAGCCCCUUCUAGAAUAAAGUGCUUCCUGUAAUGUGUCCUCCCAAGAAUGUGCAGGCUACAGGAAAAGAUUGGGGUUUAGAUAUUUAGGUAAAGCAACGAGACAAUGUUUGGAAAUGCCUUUUUUACUAUUAUAUAAUGCUGCUUGUGUACCAAAGAAAGUAUAAAAGUACAGAAUACCUGCGUAUAGCCAUUUCCACUAUUGCUCCAUGACUUUCUAGAACUUACAUUAUGGUAGUUUUCUACAGUAAGUCAAAAGGCUUUCUUGGAAAACUGUAGGUGGAUCGAUAAGAUCUGUUGCGGAAUCACAGUGACAGACAUAAGCAAAUGUGAUUGCCAAACCAAUUUCCUGAAGCCUUGGCAAUCCAUUACAAUUGGUGAUAUGAAGAGGGGGAAUACGGUUUUGCUGUUUCACAAAUUAUUUGUCAUGGAAAACUUUAUUUACACUUUGGGAUUGUAAUUUGUUUUUCUAACUCCAUUCAGACACACAGCACAUUGCUGUUCCUGGAACGGUCAUCCCACCAACACAAUAUAGACAUGAGAAAUACUUUGUUGCUUUAUUUGUGAAUCUGAGUAAAACUGUUUUAUGUGCCUGCAACAGUGUGAAGGGGCGGUGUACCUUUCCUUCAGAGAGAAACUGUCACCAUUUGUGUCUGAAUGAGCUAGUGAACCAUGUAAUUGUAGUAAGAGAAAAGCACAGCAAAAACUGCAUGCGGUAUGAAAAUACAGUACAAGGGUCAUAUGUAAGAGACUGCCAACCUUCUGCAUUAUACUUGCUUCUAGGCACCUAUACCUUCGGCUACACCUGCAUGUGAGUUGUUACAUUACAGACAGUAGUCUGGGAGCAAGGAUAAUGCAGACUGCUAUGACACGCACACAAGUUCUUACACUUACAUAGAGCCUGCAUUGUUUGGUUUUAUUGUGGAGCUUAGUUAAAUGGUACAUUUACAUAGUAAACUUAGGCCAUUUAUGAACAAAUGUGAUCUCUUUAGUAAGAUGUAUGUGUACAUAUUAUGAAAUUCCAUGUUUCUCAGUUGCAAAUAAAUGACUGCAUGUUUAUAUUCUGUACACACAUUAUUAUUCUCUUAAGGCCCAUACACACUGGGCGAUUUUGAGCUCAAACUCACUUUUGGCAUUUUGAGCUUUUACUCGUUCUGUCUGUAUGGGCUAGCACUGAUGCGCAUUCCUGCAUCUUCGCUAGCCGCUGCCGUUUUUCGGGCUGUUUGUACAACCGAGUGAAGCACUUUCCACAGUCUCCUGUGGGCAAUAACACCCAGUGUGUAUGCACCUUUACUCUCCCACUUCCCACUAUAAUGAAUCUUUUGAAGUUUGUGGUAUCCUGUAUUUAAAUGUGUAUAUAUUACUGUACUGUAUAUGCAUAAAGUGCCCAAGUAUGUUGCAUUGUUUAUAUGCCUGUAAUGAGGGCACUAAUCUUAUAGCCAUUUGCUAAUAAAAUACUUGAUAUUUAUUGUAAGCAAA
This is a messenger RNA of Pseudophryne corroboree (corroboree frog), 6158 nucleotides long. RefSeq names its product leucine zipper like post translational regulator 1 (gene LZTR1). Lineage: Eukaryota; Metazoa; Chordata; Amphibia; Anura; Myobatrachidae. Gene Ontology annotation, molecular function: protein binding. Gene Ontology annotation, cellular component: Golgi apparatus. The coding region runs from base 291 to 2678 and encodes 795 amino acids. The transcript is spliced from 21 exons. The record is from RefSeq and is a predicted model, not a curated record.